GAUGUCCACAUGGUAGCUACCUACCUACCUAGUUAGCUUGCUGUCACUUUAUUAACAUAAUUUCAUAAAAUGGAAGGUCAGUGUGAUAAUAUAUAAACACAGUCACAAAAUACCAAUAUGAGCAUGAAACCGAUUUCCACGGAUGUUUUUAAUUCCGCCUAAGAGCAUCUUUAAAGUGUUUAUUUCACCAUGGCCAAGCAGUGGCGUGAGGGCCACUCCACACCCAUUUUGUGUGUGGGUGUGUCUCCAGGUGCGGAGGGACUUCUUGCCUCAGGUUCUGAGAGCGGCGAGGUUGCUGUUUGGAGCCAAGAAGGAAACAUCGUAGGUCGCCUCAAGCCCUCAGGUGAAGAUGACUGCACCAGCAUGCUGUUUUCUCCGGCAGGCCUGCUUUUUGUGUCGCACGGUGAUGCGGUGACCACGCUUGACCCCCGAAACCUGAAGGGCACAGUGGAGGAGUUUAGUGGGGCUGGAGAGGAAGAGAUCAACUGUCUGGCAUUGAAUGAGACUGGUUCAGCUCUGGCUGUGGCUGAUGACUCCGGGGCUGUCAGGAUACUGGAGCUCCCCGGGGGGAAAGUGUGCAGGACCUUUCGCAGACACAGUAACAUCUGCUCCUCUGUGGCUUUUCGGCCACACAGGCCCAACAACCUAGUGUCUGCUGGACUGGACAUGCAGGUGAUGCUGUGGGGUUUGCAGAAGACACGUCCCCUUUGGACACUCAACCUCCAGGACAUAGCAGAGGAAGAAGACGACCACCAGCAGCGUCCCGGUCAGCUUUUAAAUCCCCCUCUGGCCCACUGCAUCUCAGUGGCCAGCUGUGGAAACAUUUUGGCUUGUGCCGCAGAGGACGGGCGCGUGCACUUGAUGCGUGUGGGCAGCGGCGCCAAACUGGAGCAGCAGGGGGCGUACAAGGCACACUGUCAGGGAGCCUCUCAAGCCCACUUUAUCAAUUUCUUAUCCCAUCCUAACUGGCUGGCCACCGGGGGGAAUGAUGGGCAUGUCGCUUUGUGGGACAUCAGCAAACACCCCGUGGUGACUCCAGAGGGAAAAAUGAAGGGGGUGGCCACUCCGCACAAGAAGGGGAAAAGUAAAGCAAAGAGGAAAGAGCAGGAUAAAGCAGAUGUGCCACAAAAGAAUGAGGCAGAGAAAGAUGAGGAGGGGACUGAGAAGUCUGGACCCAAAGUGAACAUCAACCAUGGGGACAAAAUAAACUGGUUGUGCCCUGCUUUGCUCAAAGGAACACCCAGUUUGCUUGUGGCAGAUCAGAGCUCAACUUUGACAGUCUACCCUCUGUCUGACCUAUAGAUCACUGUAAUCCUUAUUUGACUGCAGUAGUGUUUUCACUGAAGUGUGUUUGGGCUAUCCACUCCUAUUUGUUUUCUUCUCUGUGUUCGUCCUGUCAGCUUCUGGCUGUUUUUCUAGAAAGGGGAGAAAAGGAAAUGCACUCUUGUGGCAUUCUGCAGCCUGUUAAAACAAACGACUCGUGAUUGUGUGUUUGUUUAAUGUUUGACAUGUUCAGCCUGCUGCACGUUGCUCAGGAUGCUUUAGUCAAGGGCCUGUGGGACAAGGGACAAAUCUGGCCCAGGAAUGACAUCAGACCGGCCCACAAGUUCAACAUUUGUGAGCUACUAGCAUUUUUUCAGCAGCUUUCUUGAAACAGCAGAGCACUCUUGUCACAGAAGAUCUUUGACAGGCAUUUCUGCUUUUCUUGUACUCCAGAAUUUGUUUUUUUUUUGCAAAGAUUAAACCUUUGAGUUGAUAGUGAUUCACCUUCAUUUUUUUUUAUACCAAGCAAAAAACAUUUUCUUCUUCCUUUCGCAGGAAUAAAUUGUGAUUUAUCAUAACAAAUACAUGAUCAAUCACACCCAUUGAAAUGGUUCUCUCAGACAGAGAAAAAAAGGUAUCAGCAUUUAAAGGCACAGAGCUUCCUGUCUGGAUUACUGAAGAAACUGCAGACUAUCCAUGAUUU
This is a messenger RNA of Dunckerocampus dactyliophorus (ringed pipefish), 1966 nucleotides long. It is a transcript of the gene wdr53, whose product is annotated as WD repeat domain 53. The coding region runs from base 190 to 1302 and encodes 370 amino acids. Lineage: Eukaryota; Metazoa; Chordata; Actinopteri; Syngnathiformes; Syngnathidae. The transcript has 3 exons. The record is from RefSeq and is a predicted model, not a curated record. Gene Ontology annotation, molecular function: protein binding.